Molecule: messenger RNA, 1253 nt
Organism: Anopheles gambiae (African malaria mosquito)
Lineage: Eukaryota; Metazoa; Arthropoda; Insecta; Diptera; Culicidae
Gene: thoc6
Product: THO complex subunit 6
Exons: 3
Coding region: 114-1118 (334 amino acids)
Biological process (GO): mRNA export from nucleus
Cellular component (GO): transcription export complex; THO complex
Molecular function (GO): protein binding
Source: RefSeq, a predicted model, not a curated record
GCCCGUUGACACAUUCGCUGUGGGCUUGAGCUGUCAACGCAGCAAGCUUGUUCCCCGGACGCCGGGCAGAAUCAGAAAAUAAACAACGCUCCGCAAACUCGCAGCAUCCAACCAUGAUCGACAUCAGUCGCUGCUACUACACGACGAUACACUCGCAAACACUGUCGACCGAUGGCCGGUUCCUGUUUUGUGGCAGCAAUUUCGGGGAAAUAUUUUUGUUCAGUGUGGAACGGAUAACGUCCUGCAAUGCGGCGGAUUCGCCCCCGCUGGAGCUGGACCAACUGCCCACCGUUCCCCUGCAGACGCUCUCGGUUACGGACCGCUGUCCCAUCUACAGCCUGUCGUUUCACAAGGACUUCCUGAUCGUGGGAUUGAACGGGGAGAUAUGCGGCUUCCAGUGGUCGAGCAAAGCCGGCACGAUUGGCAAGAAGGCUUGGACGGUAAAGCUGCCAGCCCCGCCCGAGAGCGCGGACAUGAGCGAAGUCAACUACAUGUGGCUGAACGCAAAGGACGACAUGCUGUACGCCGGGUGUGGUGAUAAUGUGCUGUACGGAGUGUCCCUGGAGGAUGGGAAAGUUUGCCGAGAGUUCCAUGGCCACACGGACUACAUUCACUGCGUCAGUGGAUGUGUGGGCAAGCUGGCAACUGCUUCCGAGGAUGGGUCCGUGCUGCUGUGGGACAGCCGGCAGAAGACGUCGUACGCCAAGAUUGAACCCUACACUAAGCCAGCCCUACAGCGGUCCGAGUUUGGCCGUUGGCAGGGCACGGUAGCCAUGACCGAGGAUUGGCUGGUAUGUGGCGGUGGUCCACGAUUCUCCCUCUGGCAUCUGCGGUCGCUCGACUGUACGGCCGAUUUCGAUUUCCCCGACCGCGUGCACGUGUCCGGGUUCGUGGACGAUCUUAUCUACGCCGGUGGCGACUGCCGGAAGUUCUACCAGUACAACUUUAACGGUGAUGUGACGGCCGAAAUACCCACCUCCGGCUCGUCCGUCUACAGUGUAGCGCUGCAGACGGAACCGUACCGAUUCUUGUCGAUUGCCGGCGCCUCCGCACAGAUCGAUGUGUGCACCAACUUUUCCUACCGUGAUAUCAUUCUCAACACGUACGCGAAACGGUAAGGGGCCAGCGCUUUUGUUGUGGUUUAGCAUCAAUCCUUUUAUUCCUGAAACUGACGCAAAAUGUACAAAACACAAGCAUAUGGAGCAAAACUAAAUAAACUCGAUCGGGAGGGUGUCCGCGCACCCCAAUACCAA